Molecule: messenger RNA, 6685 nt
Organism: Acipenser ruthenus (sterlet)
Lineage: Eukaryota; Metazoa; Chordata; Actinopteri; Acipenseriformes; Acipenseridae
Product: SH3 and multiple ankyrin repeat domains protein 3-like
Exons: 25
Coding region: 342-5870 (1842 amino acids)
Cellular component (GO): postsynaptic membrane; postsynaptic density; dendritic spine
Molecular function (GO): synaptic receptor adaptor activity; ionotropic glutamate receptor binding
Source: RefSeq, a predicted model, not a curated record
UAUUAAUAUGCUGCUGGUGUUGUGUGGCUGUUCCAGGCAGGAUCCACAGUUUCCUUGACCUUCUCAAGAGACGUUAGAGACUGAGCAACACAUAAGAGAACAAAUCAGUGAAUGCGACAGGAACCACCAGUGCUGGGCAUGUGUGUCCUGGACAAUUGAAAUGCACACAGAUAGCAACAUUUCCAUGGUUACAGCAAGGCCCUGCAAUCCUUUUUAUUUUGUAUUAAAUGCAAUGUUUGCAUAAGGUUGAAGAGGAAACAGGAAGUUAAACUGUAAAACAUUGGUAAGUGAUGUGAAGCGAGUACUCUGAAGUGCACACAGACAAAAUACACUAACAGAGCAUGCCUCUGAGUCCAGCAGCAAGCAAACAUGAGCCAUCCGAUCAGCAGCAGCAGCAGGAGGAGGUGCAGCAGUGUGCUACCAACGGCAACCAGGGGGACUCGGACAGCUCCAAAGAAGACAUCAUUUACGACACGAUCCGGGCCACUGCUGAGAAACCACCCACUAGCCCCAUGGAGAAACCCCUAGCCAACGCCGUCAUCAUCCGCAUAGGGAUCCCAGACCUGCAGCAAACUAAAUGUCUGAAGUUCAACACAGAGGCGCGGAUCUGGUCCUCAAAGCAGCAGAUUUUAUGUACUCUGAAUCAGAGUCUGAAGGAUGUGUUGAACUAUGGACUCUUCCAACCAGCAUACAAUGGGAAAGCAGGGAAAUUCCUUGAUGAGGAGCGAUUAUUGAAGGAUUAUCCGCUGCCCACAAUCACCCCUGUCCCUUAUCUAGAGUUCCGUUAUAAAAGGCGAGUUUACACUCAGUGUGACCUGGAUGACAAGCAGUUGGCCAAGCUGCAUACAAAGGCUAACUUGAAGAAGUUUAUGGAAUAUGUUCAACAGAAGAAUAUUGAUAAGGUCUCAAAAUUCUUGGAGAAAGGGCUUGAUCCAAAUUUCCAUGACCCAGACACAGGAGAAUGCCCGCUGACCAUGGCUGCUCAGCUGGAGGGCUGUGUGGAUUUAAUCAAAGUGCUAAAAAGUGGCAGCGCCCAUCUGGACUUCAGGACGAGGGAUGGAAUGACAGCUCUGCACAAGGCGGUGCGAGCCAAAAACCACACCGCUCUCAUAACGCUGUUAGACCUGGGUGCUUCUCCUGAUUACAAGGACAGUCGAGGUUUGAGUCCGCUGUACCACAGUUCCAUGGUUGGAGGGGACCCGUACUGUUGUGAGUUGCUGCUCCAUGACCAUGCGAUCGUGGGUUGUGUGGACGAGAAUGGAUGGCAAGAAAUUCACCAGGCCUGUCGCCAUGGCCAUGUUCAGCACCUGGAACACCUUCUUUUCUAUGGAGCAGAUCUGAGUGCCCAGAAUGCCUCGGGGAACACUGCCCUCCAUGUCUGUGCCCUCUACAACCAGGAUAGCUGUGCAAGGGUUCUCCUGUUCCGUGGUGCAAGAAAAGAUAUCAAAAACUACAACAGUCAAACAGCAUUUCAGGUGGCUAUUAUUGCUGGGAAUUUCGAUCUGGCCGAAAUUAUUAAAAAUCACAAAGAAACUGAUGUUGUGCCUUUCAGGGAAACCCCCUCCUACACCAACAGGCGACGAGUGAACACAAGUGGCACCCUCUCCUCCCCGCGUACCUUAUUGCGUUCUGCCAGCGACAACAACAUCAACACUGAGGGCCGCCCGUCCUACUCGCCCGUCCCCUCGCUCAGGAGCUUACCGCCCCACCUGGCGGGACAGCAGGCCCAGGAGGUGGCCGACAGCAGCCUGCAGAGCACCGCUAGCUCGCGCAGUUCGCACUCCCGCUCCCCUUCUUUACAGUGUGUACAGGAGGAGAGGGAGACUGACAACCUCACACUCAGGAGACAAAGCAAAGACAGGCUCAGCCCCAGCACGGUUAUCCCUGAGCCGAGUCCCCCUCCACAGCCACCAACCCAUUCCGGGCUCCGAGGGCCCAAACGGAAACUCUACAGUGCUGUGCCUGGUCGUACCUUCAUUGUGGUGAAACCCUACACACCCCAAGGAGAGGGCGAGAUCCAGCUGAACCGAGGGGAAAGGGUUAAGGUGCUGAGUAUCGGUGAAGGUGGAUUCUGGGAAGGAACGGUCAAGGGCCGAACAGGCUGGUUCCCUGCAGAAUGUGUGGAGGAGGUUCAGAUGAGACAGUAUGACCCACGUCAAGAAACACGAGAAGACAGGACAAAGAGGCUCUUCAGGCACUACACAGUUGGAUCCUAUGAUAACUUUACAUCAUACAGUGAUUACAUUAUCGAGGAGAAGACUGCUGUCCUGCAGAAGAAGGAGAAUGAAGGCUUUGGAUUUGUUUUGCGCGGGGCAAAAGCGGAGACACCUAUUGAGGAGUUUGCACCUACCCCUGCUUUCCCAGCACUGCAGUACCUGGAGUCUGUGGAUGUGGAAGGUGUGGCCUGGAGGGCAGGACUGAGAACAGGAGACUUCCUGAUCGAGGUGAAUGCCGUGAAUGUGGUCAAAGUGGGGCACAAGCAGGUGGUGUCUCUAAUCAGACAGGGAGGGAAUCAUCUGCUCAUGAAGGUAGUCUCAGUAAGCCGGAAACCAGAGACAGAGGAGGUGGUUCGCAAGAAAGCUCCCCCACCCCCUAGGAGGGCACCUAGCACCACCCUGACCCUGCGCUCCAAAUCUAUGACAGCCGAGCUGGAGGAACUUGCAUCUGCAAGGAGGAGAAGAGCUGAAAAACUUGAUGAACUCCUUGCAGCACAAGUACCAACCUUGAGACCGGCAAUCGCAGAGGCAGACUACAGGGCUGCCACAGUGAAACAGCGCCCAACCAGCAGGAGAAUCACACCAGCAGAGAUCAGUUCACUGUUUGAGCGUCAGGGAAUGCCCAUGCUCUCUGGACACCCACACAGGGUGGAGAAAUCCCAUAUCCCAUUGCCAAAGGGAAUGCCCAGAACCCAAUCCGUAGGGUCAACGGAGGAGGACCAGCUGUCGGCUUCUGCAGGAGAGCCCCGGUUUCCACGGAGCUCGUCUAUGACAGACAACCUAAGAGAAACCCAUGGGAUCCCUCCUCCUCCUCAAACUGCUCCUCCCCCACCCCCAUCCCCUUAUUAUGUGGAUACAGGGCCUCCCCCAGCCUUUUGCCCGCCCCCUCCACCCGGGCGGGGCUAUGAUCAAAUGCGCUCCAGCUUUAAACCCAGCACUGAAGCCAAGAUCCACGGGCUACCACAAGUCGUAACUACAGCUGAAAUUUAUGAACCACCACGUCCGUCAGUUACCCACGCUGAGAGACAGAAGAAAGCCCGCUCCAUGAUUAUCCUGCAGGACUCCUCUCACCUGCCUGUGGAGCCUACAGACAUCCCUCGGCCCGCUCCCUCCGCCACCCCACCCGAAAAGAUCAAGAGGAAAGGGAGGGUGAUUGACAACCCCUAUGCCAAUGUUGGCCAGUUUAACGUUGGGUUAUAUGCUCCUACCAAGCCACAGCGCAAAAAAAGCCCCCUGGUCAAGCAGCUCCAGGUGGAGGAUGCACAGGAGAGAGCCUCCCUGGCCCUUGCCACGGCUCACUCCAGGGAACACUCUCCAACAGGCAGGCUGUCCCGCCCGAGCCGAGCAGAGUAUCAGCAGCAUCAGCAGAUUAUGCAGGAAAAAGUGCGGGCCCAGGCAGAAGCACAGCUAGUGAAAGGCCCUUUUGCUGCUGCCAUUGCAGGAGCAGUGAAAGACAGAGAGAAGCGCCUGCAAGAGAGGAGGAAAUCCACAGUCUUCCUAUCAGUGGGCACCUUUGAAGGCAGCACUCCAAGCCCAGAGCCGCCCCCUUCUUUGACGCAGUCCAGGUCUAUAGAUGAGCGGCUUCUGGGCAGCAGGGACCAUUUAGGUCAGCUGCCACCUCCAGCCCCGGCUCUCAAACCUUCACUGGGUGGCACCACCUUCAUCCACCCCCUCACAGGGAAGCCACUGGACCCCAACUCGCCACUGGCGCUUGCGCUGGCCGCAAGAGAGCGGGCACUCACUUCUCAGACCCCACAGCCAACAGCAGGCAGCCCAGAGCCCAGGACUAAAAUGGAAAAAGCGGGGCCUUUGUUUGUGGACACCCAGACCAAAGAGGCAGAACAGAUGGAGGGUAGGGGGCUGUUAUCGCCUCCCUAUCUACCAGGAACAACCCUCGGACCCACUCCAGGCAUAUCCGCCCCAACCAAGAUCCUUAAGGAGACCCCAUUGACCCUCCGCAAGGAGAUGGAGACAAGGACUGACAAGCCUGAAAUGGAGGAAAGGAAACCAGAGGAGAAGAAGAGCAUGAUCAUCAGCAUCGUAGACACAUCCCAGCAGAAGACGGCUGGUUUGAUUAUGUUUCAUGCAACCAGUAAUGGGCAAGCGGUGGAUCUGGGUUUGGAGGAGCCUUCCUCAGAUCCUGUGGUAGCACUGACUGAGCCUACCAAGCUUGUACCGACUGAAAUUAAACUCACCCAUCCGCCAAGCCCUACUGUCAUCACUACCACUCAGCCAUCAACCAGCCCAUCUUCUGAUAAAACACUGGCACAAGGAAGCUCAGAGGAGGAGGUGGAGCCCUACACGGUUACCCUUCCACCCGCGCAGCUGUCCUCCAGUGAUGAGGAUACGCGAGAAGAGCUGGCAAAGAUCGGGCUGGUGCCCCCACCGAAUGAGUUUGCCAAUGGUGUCCUAGUGACGGUUCCAGGCACGCCUAUACCGGGGCCGGCCAAGCCAAUUGCACCUUCCGCCUCAAUCCAAGCAGCAACACCAGCAGCACCAGCUCCUACUGCUGGUGGAGCACCCUCAGGGAAGCCAGACACCCACUUGGUGCUUGAGUCUGCAGCCGACUCAGGUGUGGAAGAGAUAGACACUAGGAGUUCCAGUGACUACCACCUGGAGACCACUAGUACCAUCUCCACUGUCUCAAGCAUGUCCACCUUGUCGUCGGAGAGCGGUGAGCCUACUGACACCUACACAUCCUUUGCCGAUGGGCAGACUUUUAUACUCGAGAAGCCACCAGUGCCUCCAAAGCCAAAACUCAAGUCCCAUCUCAGCAAAGGGCCAGUAACCUUCAGGGACCCUCUAUUGAAGCAGUCUUCAGAGAGUGAGCUCCUCUCACAGCAACAAGUGGCCGCACUGGCUGCAGCCGCCGGCACUGGCCGACCCCGCUACCUCUUUCAAAGAAGGUCCAAGUUGUGGGGGGAUCCCGUGGAGAUGAGACCGGUCCCUCGGGCAGAGGAUGGCAAGCCCACUGUGAUCAGUGAACUGAGCUCCAGACUGCAGCUGCUGAACAAGGACACGCGUUCCCUCGGGGAAGAGCCAACAGGACCCACAUUAGAUCCCGGAAAGAAGUCCCCUGGUGUGGCUGCAAGACUUUUCAGUAGCUUAGGAGAGCUUCACACUAUUUCCCAGAGAAGCUACGGCACGAGCUACACUAUCCGGCCAGGCAGCCGUUACCCUGUGACCCGCCGGACUCCAAGCCCAGGCAAAGUGCCUGCCACCCCUGACAGGACAGAGCCGCUGGGCCCACCUCGGCCCUACGCACUGGUGGGAACCCACAGCACCCCGCACACCAUUCUCAAGUCAUCCAGCCUGAGCAUCCCGCAUGAGCCCAAGGAAGUGCGCUUUGUUGUGAGGAGUGCCAGCGCCCGGAGCCGCUCGCCGUCGCCCUCCCCUUCCCCCACCAUAGGCUCCCCCUUGCACCCCCUCAGGCCCUUCUUGCAUAAACCCCUUCACCACUGGAACAAGUAUGAUGUGGGGGACUGGCUGGAGAGCAUCAACCUCGGGGAGCACCGGGUGCGAUUCCAGGACAAUGAGAUUGAGGGCUCCCAUCUGCCUGCCCUGACCAAGGAGGAUUUCGCUGAGCUGGGAGUGACCCGUGUCGGACAUCGGAUGAACAUUGAGCGUGCUUUGAAACAGUUGCUAGAGAGUUGACCUCAACAGGCCUUUGUAGUCUGUUGAUUUUCUUUUUUUAUUGUUAUUAUUAAAUUAUUAUAUUUAUAUUUGAUUCACUGCAUUGCACUGAAUGGAGGAUAGAAGAGAAGCCACCCUCCCCAGCUCAUCCAGCCAGCCAGCCUCUGUUUCGAGUGAUGUCCUACUUUGCAAAGUGAAUGUUGCAUGACCUCCACUAGAACGUCCAGUUUGUGAAUGCUUGAUGUUGCUCCCCCAGCCCCUCCCACAUUCCCACCCUCAUCUUUACAGCCUCUGAAGGUUUUCCAGUUUGAGAAGAAAAGAAGAAUAUUUUUCUUAAAGGAGAAAUCAGUUGCAUUUAAAAAAUAAUAAGAAUAAUAAUAGUAGUUCAAUCAACAGCAAAAACUGAAAUGACUUUUUAUUUAUUUUCUUUGUAAGGGAAUCACAACUCCCUCACACAUUUGGAAUUUGAAAAUAAUGCAACAUUUUACAUUUAUUUGCAGAGGGGGGGGAGGGCUGUUGCAUCGAAAUUUGUGAUUCUGAAAUCCUUUUCCUGACUGUGGUAUCUAUAUAUUCAGAGAAUGUUUAACCGACACUAGGGGCUUUUUUUCAUAAUCAAGUUUUGCUUUGGAAACACUUAUUUUCCAAAGGGAAUAUUACAUAGAUAUUAUAUAGAGUACAUAUUUAGAUGACAGCUUAAAAAAAAACAAUAAAGAAAACAAACAGCUGUCUCCUAUCGCUAGCUUGAGGCUAUAGAGCAAAGUAAAAAUGUUUCCCAUCAAUACUUGUAUUUUUACCAAUUAUAUAUAUUUAAAAAGCAAAAAAAAAUAAAAAAGAUU